Molecule: messenger RNA, 1711 nt
Organism: Benincasa hispida (wax gourd)
Lineage: Eukaryota; Viridiplantae; Streptophyta; Magnoliopsida; Cucurbitales; Cucurbitaceae
Product: UDP-glycosyltransferase 74F2-like
Molecular function (GO): quercetin 3-O-glucosyltransferase activity; quercetin 7-O-glucosyltransferase activity
Source: RefSeq, a predicted model, not a curated record
CGAGGCGUGUAGUCACAAAAAAGAGUGUCUUGGAUCACUACACUAAAGAAAGUGAGAAAAAGAAAAGACGAAGAAAGAAAGAGACAGAGAGAGAGAGAAAAGGGAGAUUAAUAUGGGUUUAGAAGGAAAGAACCUCCAUGUGCUUGUACUUACAUACCCAACUCAAGGUCAUGUGAACCCAAUGCUCCAAUUUUGCAAGUCCUUAUCCUCCAAAGGAGUAGACACCACCGUCGCCGUAACCAAGUUCAUUUUCAACACUUUCAAACCUAAAUCCGGCGCCUCCAUCCAAUGGGACACCAUCUCCGACGGCUUCGAUGACGGCGGGUUCUCUGCAGCCGCCAGCAUUGAAGAUUAUCUCGAGACAAUGAAGAAGGCAGGCUCCAAGACCUUGGCCGAGCUCAUUAAACGCCACCAAGAUCAGGGCCACCCGAUCGAUGCGGUUGUGUACGAUGCCCUUAUGCCUUGGGCUCUCGAUAUUACCAAAGGCUUCGGCCUUGCGGCAGCUACGUUCUUUACUAUGCCAUGUUCUGUCAACCUCAUUUACUACUAUGUAGAUAGAGGCCUCCUUAGACUGCCGGUCCCGGACGCGUCGUAUCCCGUCAACCUUCCGAGCCUCCCGCCACUUAUGCCACCGGAUAUGCCUUCCUUCAUCUAUGUUCCGGAUUCUUACCCUCAGUAUCUUUACUUGCUGUUGAACCAGAUGCCGAAUAUUCAGGGAGCUGAUUAUAUUCUUGUCAACUCUGUUCAUGAGUUUGAACCUUUGGAAACAGAUGAAAUGUCCAAGAUUGGUCCAACAUUGUUGACAAUAGGACCAACCAUUCCAUCUUACUACAUAGACAAAGCCAAGGAAAAUGACAAAAAAUACGAGCUGGACCUCUUCCAAAUUGAACCAAAGGAGGCAUCGUUAACAAGAACAUGGCUCAAGACCAAACCAAAAGGCUCAGUCAUUUACGUGUCAUUCGGUAGUAUGGCUAAAUUAAACACAACCCAAAUGGCUGAACUAGCAAUGGGGUUAGUCGAAAGCAACUACUACUUCAUUUGGGUGGUCAGGGCUUCAGAAGAGGAAAAACUUCCAAAAGGGUUCGCACCCGAAAAAGGAUUGAUCUUGAAAUGGAGCUCCCAACUAGAAGUACUUUCAAAUGAAGCGAUUGGGAGCUUCUUCACGCACAGCGGUUGGAACUCGACGCUAGAGUCGUUGUGUUUGGGCGUACCGAUGGUGGCAAUGCCACAAUGGACGGAUCAACCGACGACCGGGAAGUACGUGGCGGAUGUGUGGAAGGUGGGAGUGAGAGUGAAGGUGGGUGAGGAUGGGAUUGUAGGGAAGGAUGAGAUCAAAGCUUGUGUAAAAGCAGUUAUGGAAGGAGAAAGGGCUAUUGAGUUCAAACAAAAUGCUUUGAAAUGGAAACAGCUUGGUUUAGGAGCACUUAGGAAAGGUGGUAGUUCAUCAAAGCAUAUUGAUGAAUUCAUUUCAGGGUUGAGGGACAAGAUCAUACCAAGUGUUUAAAGCCUCAUAGAUUUGGUUGGGUAUUGCUACAUCUAAUAUCUUAUGUUGGGUUUAAAAAGCUUUUCAUAUUUGUGUAAUGUCUUUGUUAUUUAAUAUUGGUUAAUGAAACAUGUUUUAUGGGUAGUAGGGAUGUGAAUCUACUUAGGGCCUUCAACUUUUAAGCUCUUGUCUUAUAUUAAUAAAAUAGCUUUAUAUUUUUGUGCAUUU